UGUAAAAGCCAACUGUACAAACCAUGAAUUGAGCAGCAGAGCCUAUCUCCAAGCCGUAAUUUUACUAGAAUUACUGGAAGAGCACUGCGUGGAAAAUUACAAAUGUUACAUUACAAACUAUAAGGUCUUUGCAAAAGAUUGGAUUAGGAAAAGAAUAAUAAAGAAUUACACAGGAGGAACUAAAAUUGCAGGGAUUGCCAUAAAAAUAAUCCAAGCUCUGAUGAGAAAGACAAAAAGUGCCUUAGAACAAGCAAUGGCGACUAAGAAGGAAAAUGUGCCAGAAUUUUUAACAGAAGUUCGUGAUAUUUUGAAGGAUGAUUUUGUGAUUGACAAGGGGAGUUUGGAAAUUGUACUCUUUCAAAAUGCCACCAAAGCUAGCGAGUUUGCCAAGGAUGUUGUUGCAGCCCUGGAUGAUGUGGAGCAGAAUCUCAUAUCAGGCUUUAAUGGAGACUGUGACAUCAAAGAAAUUCUGUCACAUCUGACAGUGCAGCCUGAUAAAGAAAUCUUCCGCCAAGUUCUUGGCUGUGGGAAGAUGUGCCCAUUCUGUGGAGUUCCUUGUGAACGGGGAGGCUCAGGGCACAAGCAGCAUUUUUCUGAAACACAUAGGCCUAAGGGUCUAAAAUAUUAUCACUAUGAUUUCAAUGAAAAGCUUGUAGCAACAGUGUGCACUUCUUCAGUGGCAUGUGAUGCUUCAUUCUGCUGUACAGAAACACAUGAUAAAUUUCAUCCUUACAAAGACUAUCGCAGUGUAAAUGAUUAUUUUGUCUCCUGGGAUAUUCCACCAGACACCAGCAUCCAAGCAGCAUCUUACUGGAAAUACGUUCUGUGUACUUUUAAUAAAGAGUUUGCUGAGGCUUAUAAUGCCAAAGAAGCUGAUAUCCCUGACGACUGGAAAACUAUACAAAGGGAAAUAAAAGCAGAAAUAAAGAAAACAUACAAUAUGUGAACAAAAAUAUAAAGUACUUGGAACAGUACAAGAUGAAAUCUUCAGGGAGACACUGUAAUCAGACAUUUACUUUUAAUACCAUUCACAAUACUUCAGUCACAGGAGAGCACUAACGCCAUUGUUUCAUGUGAGGAUUCUCAUCAUCGCUCAAGACUCAGGGUUAACCUAUCUUUUAACAAAAUCGGAAAGCAAAGAAUUGCCAGAAACAGCACGAAGAAUACUAUUGAGCUGAACUGUCUUGUCUGCUACUUACAGGAAUCAAUUGCCCACCUCCGUAUCAAUGUGUACACUGUGAUAAUAUUUACCUCAGUGAUUAGAAUUUGCUUGAAAUGUAUUUCUCAUAUUGUGGUGGUGGUAGUUUAAAGGGAACCCCACUAAGGUUGUGCCAGAUAAUGAUGAAAUUAAGAUAGGUUGUAGUGAGUGGAACCAAAUCAAUAUCAUAAUUCUGAAAUAAAAACAAAAAAACUGCAGAUGCUGGAAAUCCAAAACAAAAACAGAAUUACCUGGAAAAACUCAGCAGGUCUGGCAGCAU
Messenger RNA from Carcharodon carcharias (great white shark), 1478 nucleotides. RefSeq names its product interferon-induced very large GTPase 1-like. The record is from RefSeq and is a predicted model, not a curated record. Bases 221 to 946 code for a protein of 241 amino acids. The transcript has a single exon. Lineage: Eukaryota; Metazoa; Chordata; Chondrichthyes; Lamniformes; Lamnidae.